UCAGAAGCCUGGUCUCAACACUCUAAGCCUAUGCAACAAAGCGGAGCAGCAGCACUGGGCGCGGUGGGUGCAUCUAAAAAAACACCCAGCCCGCACGUGAGAUUCCAACCGGAGGAGGCAGCUAGAACAGGAACAAGUUUAGAAAUGCCAAAACGUGGUCGAUAAUAAAGUUUAUCGCACGCCACGCGCAGCCAAUCUGGUUGGCUGGAGGCAGUCAGCAAAGCUCUGCCCGAGUUAUUUGGGUCUCAGCGAGAUAAAGCUGUGCGUAAAAUCUACCUGCCAGACGCAGCAGCGGUGCCGUGGCAUCCAGGACCCAGCGAGCAAAGUCCACUCUUAAACACACGGAGUAACUGCCACGGAGACCGUAUGUCGUGCCAUGAAGGGAGUUCUCCGAAAAUUGACAACGCGAAGCAGGGUGAGUCUGUCCUCUCCUCUCCAUCGACUCAUUUGCGCAGAGGAACGAUGCUGAGUAAACCAACGGAAAGAUUUUAUUCUACAGCAACCAGACUGGCAGAUAUCCUUUCGACUCCGUUGUUUGACCCACUUGACAUUUGACCCUUCCCUAAGUCAUGGAGAGCCUCACCGAGCUCCAAAACCCGCUGCUUGACAAAAGCGGCAGACACGUGGUCCAGAAUAACUACCAAGGAUACCAGUGUGACUACCCGAGCCAGCCUUAUCAGGACGACCUAAUUGGCUACUAUUACAGCGGGACCAGCGGCAAGCACAACACUCAGCAGUUUCUGGAUGCAACUUCUCUUCAUCUAGCAGUGGAGGCUUUUUACGGGCCCAACUUCAUCCUGUUUAAGGAUGAUGUCAGCCUUCACAGCAAGGAUUCAAAGAGUGAGAGCUUUGAGACCACUUUCACAGAGAACAAGGACAGCGUGCCGGAUGGAAUUCCCACGGAAAACACAGGGGACGAUGCACAAGGAGAGAGGGAUGUGAAGAUACAGACGGUGUCAUACGAGGUGGAGGAUGAGCAAGGUCCAGAUUAUGAGAGUGACAGCUCCAGUGACAGCGAGAGCGAGGACAACUUCAUCGUGCUGCCCCCCCGGGACUACUUGGGCCUGGCCAUCUUCUCCAUGCUCUGUUGCUUCUGGCCCUUGGGCAUCGUUGCCUUUUACUACUCUCACAAGACUGGCAAGGCCAUUGCUAAGGGAGACUUCUCCAGGGCAGGAAUGAGCUCCAGAAGGGCCCUAUUCCUGGCUGCACUGUCCAUUACCAUUGGAACAGGCAUGUAUGUGGGGGUGGUUGUUGCCCUCAUAGCCUACCUGUCCAAGCCCGGACAUGUAUAGCACUUGAACCAAUUGCUUUGGGGGAAAUAAAGGGAAAAGGAGCCAAGGGGAGAAGAAGGGACACAAUGGACGGGACGCUUUGCCUGAAUGUGUGUGACUGUGCUGAUGCCAGGCCUGUGAAGGAAAGGAGCUUUACGGAGAGGGAAGGCUAAAUAAAACAGGAGCCGUGAAAGAAAAUACUCUGCACGGAUGGAGUAUUGCUUGGACCGCAUAUUGAUCCAGACCGCAUCUUUAUUUCUGGUGUGCAGCACUCCCACCAGAGUACUGGACGAGAGGGAAAUGCUGUAAUUCUAUUAUAAAGCUGAACUCUAAGCAGUAAGAAACUACCUAUCCUUUUACCACAUUAACAGCACCCGUACUUGAGAAUUACAGUAGGUGUCUUACCUGUUCGUACUGUUGCCAAUUUAUUAUGCACCUUGUAAAUCAAUUUCAUGACAAUAGCAUUCAAGUUGUCCGUGAUUAUUUAAUGAAAGAAUAAGCUAGAAAGUGGUCCAAUCAUUUGAAAUUUUACCUACGCAGAGUUCCUGGGCAGUGGAUACGAGGGUUAAUAGCAUCUAUUGUGUACUGUACAUCUAGUCAAUAAAUGUAUUUGGCAUGAGUAAUGAAACACUUUGCUGUCUCUCGCACUCCCUUAUUCCUUGUCUUUUUGAUAAGUUUGUCGUAGAGCUCUGCUGUUGCAAAGGUAACGAAAAAAUUUGUAAACUAAGUAAAGAAAUUCAAUCUGAAGUCGCAUAUUGGUUUGAAAGAAGAUUGUUCACUUUGGUUUGUUAAGGGGGUAAAAAAUAAAGCCU
Molecule: messenger RNA, 2083 nt
Organism: Menidia menidia (Atlantic silverside)
Lineage: Eukaryota; Metazoa; Chordata; Actinopteri; Atheriniformes; Atherinopsidae
Source: the annotation of a GenBank genome assembly